AUGUCUACAUACCCGUUGAAUAUGAUGUUGCAACACUUGCUAACUUACGUACGUUCAUUUUGCUCAAUUCGAUAUGUAGUUAAAUUUUUACCAACCGGUUCGUUGGCUCCGAGAUUAAAUAUUUAUAGUCAUGUAUUAUUAAGUAAAAAUGUAAAACAGUAUGAUGAUUGUGCGUGUUCGUCAUCAGAUUCCAAUGUGUUAUAUACUUCAAGUUAUACAGAUCUUAUUGACAGUAAUGAUGAUAAUUAUGACGAACAAAAUCGGAAUUCAUAUCUAACUUCUUCACCCUGUUAUAAUGACAAUCGAAAUACUGUUUUAAAUUCAUUUUCUAUUUCUAAUUCACGUAAAAAUUUUAAAAAUGAUCAAGAAUCUAAUAUUCCAGUGUAUUAUGUUGAUUCAUUUUCCAAUACAUAUACUAGUUUCCCAAAUUCUGAAAUAAAAUCUUUAAAAAACAACACUGGUGAUAAUGAUAGUCAGAAAUUAAUUAUAAAAUCAUCAAACAAAUUACAGUACAAUAAUUAUAGAUAUCGUCGAAAAAAUAAAAGAGGAAAGCGCUUUAGAGAUUCUACCAAAAAUAAUGGCAAACUGUAUGAUAAUAAUAAUAGUACUUCAGACACUACAAACACCUCUGAUGAACAUUUUCAUUCAUCAUCUAGAUCAAAUCGUAUUUCACAAUUGGAAGCCGAACUUUCUCGUUUAAGAUCACAAAUUGCUCAAUUAAUUUUAGCCCAAGAAUUAGGUAAAUCAAGCACGUCUGACGUAGAUCGAGAUCGUUUUCUUCAUCGUCCAGAUGCAGAUGGUGAGAGUGAUACUGCCACUACUACUGCUGCCAUCGCUGCCACAGGAUCACCUAUUCUGAUGCAACAUGAUAAAACAAAGUUUUACAACAAUCUGUCAGAAUUUCCUAUUCCUUCAGUUAGUUCAACUUCAACAUCAUUAAUACUACCUCCACCACCAAUACCCCCUCCACCGCCGCCACCACCACCACCGCUCAUGAUUUCUUCACCUGCACUACAAGGAGGUAGUAGUAAUUGGAGAGAACAAUUGCAAGCAAAGCUAAGAAGUAAAAAGAAUAAUUCCACGGAUAAAACAUCUACACCAAUAAAAAGUAAUUUUUCGACGUCACAAAAUCCCGCCGACAUGUCACAAGUAUUGAAAGAAUUACAAAGUGGAUCUAUUAAACUACGUUCAAUACCAAGAUCACCUGGUGGUACACCGAUAAAACAAAAACAGUCUCCCACAAUCAGGUGAGGAUGUUUCGUUUAUGUGGUGAGAGCGGAUUUUCAUCGCAGUUCUAUUACCAUUAAUUGUGUUCAUUUGUUUUUUGCUCUAGUGGCUCUGAUCCAUGUGCAAUUAUCGCUCGAGCACUACACUCUAAAUUUUCACAUCUUCGUUCUAUAAUGGACAAUUCUAUUAGUGAUGAAGAAAAGAACUGUCAGUCGAAUAUUCAUCUUGACUCUGGUUUAGGACCUGGAUGUGAAGAUAUUUGGUCACCCAAACGUAAACCCAACGGUUCUCCCCAUUCAUUGAUUUUUGGCCAGCACAUUCUCCGCCCAGUCAACCGACGUACAGACAAGACCAAUUAAAACAUCCAACUCGGAUUCCUACGAUGUACUAAUUGGAUGCUAUGACUUUCACAAUAGUUAUUAUUUUACAGAUCC
This is a messenger RNA of Schistosoma bovis, 1661 nucleotides long. NCBI's taxonomy places the organism in Eukaryota, Metazoa, Platyhelminthes, Trematoda, Strigeidida, Schistosomatidae. The record is from the annotation of a GenBank genome assembly.